Epinephelus lanceolatus (giant grouper) is the source of this 768-nucleotide messenger RNA. RefSeq names its product mitochondrial ribosomal protein S11 (gene mrps11). NCBI's taxonomy places the organism in Eukaryota, Metazoa, Chordata, Actinopteri, Perciformes, Serranidae. Gene Ontology annotation, cellular component: ribosome. Gene Ontology annotation, molecular function: structural constituent of ribosome. The record is from RefSeq and is a predicted model, not a curated record. Gene Ontology annotation, biological process: translation.
UGAGUUUACAGCAGCUUCAAUGUCACGCUUGCCGUGGUUAAAGUAGUUGAUGUAUGAUAGCGAAAUAGUUUUAAAAGCGCAUUAAACAUGUAUAAAUUAAAAUGUAUGUUUGUUAGUUCUGUGGGUAACGCAUGCCGACAGCUCGCCGCCUCCCUAACUACAAAUAGUAGCUCUCUGUGUGGCAACAUUGGGUUGCAGCGCACAUUGUGUACCAGUGUCGUCAGACUUCAGGAGACCGCAGCAUCCACCACAGAAUCUGAGAAAACCUCCACAGGCUUCAGCCACUUGCCUCCACUGCCUGGCGAGGACAGUUCACUGAGAUGGAGUGGGAGGAAGUUUGAGGAGUUACCAAUCGCUCACAUUAAAGCCACAUAUAAUAACACACAUAUCCAGCUGACAGAGAGCACAGGACAGUCGUUGGUCAGGACGUCCUGUGGAACAGAAGGCUUCAAGAAUAUCAAGAAGUCGACGCCCAUCGCUGCUCAGAGUGCAGGCAUCUCUGCUGCUAUGAAAGCCAAAGCGAAGGGAGUGACAUUCGUCCGUGUUGUGGUCAAAGGUCUUGGUCCUGGACGUCUGUCUGCCAUCAAAGGCCUGACGAUGGGAGGCCUGGAGGUGGUAUCGAUCACCGACAACACCCCCGUGCCGCACAAUGGAUGCCGCCCACGCAAAGCAAGAAGGACCUGAUCUCCCCAACCCAGAAUGCACUGCAAGGAGAGGAAGCGGUGUUGUGUUGUAAAAUGCUAAUAAAGUGUGUUGUUGUAUAACUUC